AUGUUUGAGAACCACGUGCCAAUAGGUGUUGCGGCCAACAAGUUCUGCAGCGGGGUGGUUCCAUUCGGACCAUAUUAUGAACAUGUCUUGAAGUAUUGGAAGGAGAGGCUGGCUAGGCCGGGGAAUGUGUUCUUCAUUACCUAUGAAGAGCUAAAAGACGACCCGAAGCGUCAUGUGAAGUGGCUCACGUCAUUGCCAUUCUUAGGUUGUCCUUUCAACGUUGAUGGUGAAAAUAAGGUUGUCAAAGAGACUGUGAGGGAAUGCAGCUUUGAGUGCAUAAGCAAACAUGAGGUAAACAAAUCCAGCAAUUCACCAACAUGGUUUGAAUUGCCCUACCACCACCACUGGAAAGAUGUUACAGCAAAAUUGUUGUUUCAACUUCAACCCAUUAUUUGGUAG
Syzygium oleosum is the source of this 399-nucleotide messenger RNA. Its product is annotated as cytosolic sulfotransferase 15-like. Bases 1 to 399 code for a protein of 132 amino acids. NCBI's taxonomy places the organism in Eukaryota, Viridiplantae, Streptophyta, Magnoliopsida, Myrtales, Myrtaceae. Gene Ontology annotation, biological process: sulfation. The record is from RefSeq and is a predicted model, not a curated record. The transcript has a single exon. Gene Ontology annotation, cellular component: cytoplasm. Gene Ontology annotation, molecular function: sulfotransferase activity.